Messenger RNA from Orussus abietinus, 1417 nucleotides. Its product is annotated as trimeric intracellular cation channel type 1B.1. Gene Ontology annotation, molecular function: potassium channel activity; identical protein binding. Gene Ontology annotation, biological process: potassium ion transmembrane transport. The coding region runs from base 152 to 979 and encodes 275 amino acids. The transcript has 8 exons. Gene Ontology annotation, cellular component: membrane. Lineage: Eukaryota; Metazoa; Arthropoda; Insecta; Hymenoptera; Orussidae. The record is from RefSeq and is a predicted model, not a curated record.
UGCAGCAGACGACGCGAGGCAGCAGACGACGCACGGCCAGCGUCGCGCUCAACGUUCGCGGCCAGUGUUCCGUUUCCGAGGUGAAAAUUCGAUUAAAGCGCCGGGAAUCGUUUUCACUUGAAACCAGCCGAAAUAGGCAACAUCGACGAACAUGGAUCCCGAGGCAUUUCUUGACAUAGCUAAUCAGGUCAUCAAAUUGAAGAUGUUUCCAUACUUCGAUAUUGCCCAUUGUGUACUGUGUGCGCUACACGUCAGAGAGGAUUUAGGCCCUGGGGCCCAAGCAUUUUCCCGGAAGCAUCCUCUGUCAUGUUGGCUCUCCACGAUGUUAGUAGUUUUUGCAGGAGGUAUGCUCUGUAACGCUCUUCUUGGAGAACCAAUCCUUGCUCCUUUAAAAAACACCCCUCAAAUAAUGGUGGCAACAAUUGUUUGGUAUGCCAUAUUUUACACACCGUUCGAUAUCGGAUACAAAGUUGCCAAAUUCCUGCCGGUAAAAAUUGUAUGUUCAGCGAUGAAAGAAAUAUACAGGUGUAAAAAAGUUUUCGAUGGUGUCACGCAUGCUGGAAAGUUGUACCCAAAUGCGUAUCUUAUUAUGAUACUAAUUGGAACGCUCAAAGGCAAUGGUGCUGGAUUCACUAAAUUAUUUGAACGUCUCAUUCGUGGAGUUUGGACCCCGACAGCAAUGGAAUUCAUGCAGCCAAGCUUCCCCACUAAAGCGUCAAUGGUCGCAUCGAUCAUUUUUGUUCUUGACAAAAAGACUGACCUAAUAUCAGCUCCUCAUGCUUUAGUAUAUUUUGGUAUCGUGAUAUUCUUUGUCUAUUUCAAGCUCUCGUCAAUUCUACUGGGUAUUCACGAUCCUUUUGUGCCAUUUGAAAACUUGUUCUGUGCUCUCUUCUUGGGAGGAAUCUGGGACUCGUUAUCCAAAUUUUUAGGCCGAGGACAAGCGAAGGAUGAGAAAACAGAUGUAAAGAAAACAAAUUAAAUUUAUGAGGAGGAGUACAUCAACAAACCCCUUCAUAAGCUGAAGAGAACAAGAAAUAAUGAAACGGGUGAAGUGACAACGUAUACUAGUCAAUCGAUGAUUAAUUCUUCAUGACACUCGACGAAACAUCAGAAUAUAUAAAGUGCAAUAUUUUAUCUUAUACUUUUGUGUGACGAAAUUUUCUAAGGGUCAGUAGGGUGGAAACCAAAUUGCUGAAUAGCGUAAACAGUAUUACACCCUAAUUCCGUAUAAUAAUUUUAAGUUAAACCGUUUCAAUCCUCUUUAAAAGAAUUUUGGUGGAAAGAAUGAAACAUUUUCAAAAUCCAAAGACUAUCAAAAUAACUACAGGUAUUGUUAUCGACUUGUUAUGCACACAUAAAAGUUAUUCUUGGAACCUUAAUAAAUAAAGAACAUGUGAUACGAUCUUAUUAAAAGGUA